Fusarium redolens is the source of this 585-nucleotide messenger RNA. RefSeq lists its product as uncharacterized. The record is from RefSeq and is a predicted model, not a curated record. NCBI's taxonomy places the organism in Eukaryota, Fungi, Ascomycota, Sordariomycetes, Hypocreales, Nectriaceae. The transcript has 4 exons. The coding region runs from base 1 to 585 and encodes 194 amino acids. Gene Ontology annotation, cellular component: membrane.
AUGGCAGAGAAAGAGACAGGUGUUGCGCACAAGGUCAUUUCUGUUAUUUUGCGCCUUGCUGAGCUUGCCAGCGCAAUAAUCGUCCUUGGCAUCCUCUCGCGCUUCUGUUACCUUGCUGGUAUCGCGCAGGUGCAUAUCGACGGACGUAUCAUCUAUGCCAUUGUCGUCGCAUGUCUAGGUAUUAUCUACUCGGUCCUCUUCUGUCCACCGUUCAAGAAUAUGUUCUUGGGCUUUCCAUUUGACUUUGUCUUGUUUGUCAUGUGGCUGGUGGCAUAUUGCUUGCUUCAAACGAGAACCGGUAGUCAUACAUGCUCUGCUUCUUGGUAUUAUAACUACUGGGGCUAUUAUUGGGGUCGUUUCUGGCGAGUUGGGCCUGUUGGGACAGUGCAUAUUGGCGAUGCGGGUUGCGCCUCAUGGAGAGCGGCCUUGGCAUUUUCAUUUAUUGCGUGGUUCCUCCAUCUUCUGAGUGGCAUCCUUGGGGCAUAUGUCUUUGUGACUUAUAUCAAACUCAACGAGUCCAAGAAGGACAUCAAACAACAUGCCGAAAAACUGACAAAACUAACAAUUUCUGCACUGAAGGCCUGA